AAAAAUUUCAAUUUUUCGUUCAACUUUUUCAAGAAUUUUUGAUUUAUGUGGAAAUUUGUGUCAAAAUCAUGGAAGAUUCCAAGCCAAUUCGUGCGAAAAUUGUCGGCGAGUCCGAUAAUCAAGUCUAUUUCUCUCCCCGCAAAACACGGAACGUCAGAAAUCGGAAGCCGGUAAAGGUCGAAUUUGAAGAAAAAACGAAAAAAUCGAAGAAACGCGUGUCAUCUGAAGCAGAAUCAUCUAACAGCAACACAAAUACGAGUCCAAAGAAGUCAAAAUGGGAACCAAAAAAUUUUCAAGAGACUUUACAAAACAUUCGGGACAUGCGAAAAGAACAUCCUGCCCCUGUUGAUACCAUGGGAUGCGACGUUUUUCACGAUUCCGAGACAGAACCGCGCAUUUGUCGCUUCCAUUCGCUCGUUUCGUUGAUGUUGUCGUCCCAAACGAAAGACGAAACCAACUUUAGUGUCAUGACGCGGUUAAAAAAUCGCUUCAAAACCUUCUCGCCGGAGCAAGUUAUCGAAUGCAGUGAAUUUGAGUUUGAAGAAUUGAUUCGUCCUGUUUCGUUUUACAAGACAAAAGCCAAACACAUCAAGCAAACAUGCGAAAUUUUGGUCAACGAGUACAACGGAGACAUUCCAAAGUCAAUUGAGGGAUUGCUAAAGUUGCCGGGCGUUGGAAAGAAGAUGGCUCAUUUGUGCAUGAAGAGCGCGUGGAACAUCACAACGGGCAUUGGAGUCGAUGUGCACAUGCAUCGCAUCAUAAAUCGGCUGAAUUGGGUACCGAAAGCGACAAAAAACCCGGAAGAGACACGAGUUGCGUUGGAAGAUUGGCUUCCGAUGGAUUUGUGGCCCGAAAUUAAUCAUUUACUCGUUGGAUUUGGGCAAACGAUUUGCGCGGCGAAACCAAAAUGUGAUAAUUGCAAGAAUUCCAGCAUCUGUCCUUACUAUCCGACAUAUUUGAAGGAGCAAAAACCUAAAAAGGGAUCAAAGUAAAUAUUGAAUUUGAUUAAAAAUUAAAGAAAAAUGAGAAAUAUUUAUGUGUUAAAAUAAAAUAAAGAAGAUUUU
Culicoides brevitarsis is the source of this 1064-nucleotide messenger RNA. RefSeq names its product endonuclease III-like protein 1 (gene Nthl1). Gene Ontology annotation, molecular function: DNA binding; DNA-(apurinic or apyrimidinic site) endonuclease activity; oxidized pyrimidine nucleobase lesion DNA N-glycosylase activity. The record is from RefSeq and is a predicted model, not a curated record. Lineage: Eukaryota; Metazoa; Arthropoda; Insecta; Diptera; Ceratopogonidae. Gene Ontology annotation, biological process: nucleotide-excision repair; base-excision repair, AP site formation; base-excision repair. Gene Ontology annotation, cellular component: nucleus. Bases 69 to 992 code for a protein of 307 amino acids. The transcript has 2 exons.